This is a messenger RNA of Daucus carota subsp. sativus, 504 nucleotides long. Its product is annotated as protein PELPK1. The coding region runs from base 1 to 504 and encodes 167 amino acids. Lineage: Eukaryota; Viridiplantae; Streptophyta; Magnoliopsida; Apiales; Apiaceae. The transcript has a single exon. The record is from RefSeq and is a predicted model, not a curated record.
AUGGCCAGUUCAUAUCAUUUCUCAGCUCUCCUAGUGCUCGCAGUUGUGACACUAACAUCAAUGUGUGGCACAGAAUUGUUUGCAGACGCUCGCCACCUCUUGGAGACAACCUUGCCUGAAAUGCCUAAGGUCGAACUUCCAAAACCCGCAGAACUUCCAAAACCUGAAUUGCCUAAGGUGGAACUUCCAAAACCCGUAGAACUUCCAAAACCCGAAUUGCCCAAGGUGGAACUUCCAAAACCCGUGGAACUUCCAAAACCCGAAUUGCCUAAGGUGGAACUUCCCCAUGUCCCAGCACUACCAAAACCUGAAUUGCCUAAGGUGGAACUUCCCCAUGUCCCAGCUCUACCAAAACCCGAACUACCUAAGGUGGAACUUCCCCAUGUCCCAGCUCUACCGAAACCCGAGUUGCCAACAAUCCCAAAGCCAGAGCUGCCUCAUGUCCCUGAGCUUCCCAAGCCAACACUCCCAUCCAUCCCUGUCCCUCACUCAAACACUCCAUGA